Closterium sp. NIES-65 is the source of this 807-nucleotide messenger RNA. NCBI's taxonomy places the organism in Eukaryota, Viridiplantae, Streptophyta, Zygnematophyceae, Desmidiales, Closteriaceae. The record is from the annotation of a GenBank genome assembly.
AUGGUCAUGAGAUGCCAUGAGUUAUUCCUAAUGCUUUUUUGCCCGUCGCUUUCACCCUCUUCCUCCCUGCAGGUGAAGGUGCUGAGGGAAGCAGACCGGGUUGGGCCAGAUGGCAAGCCGCAGUCCAAGGGAGCGGCGUUCAUUGAGUUCAGUGAGCACCAACACGCUGUAGCGGCGUUGAGGGCGCUCAACAACCACCCCACCAUCUUCUCUCGUGACGCUCGCCCCAUUGUGGAGUUUGCAAUUGAGAAUGUCUCGAUAGUGAAGCAGCAGCAGCACACGGUGAGGCAGCAGAGCGACAGGCGACAGGUAGUGCGGCAGCAGCAGAAGCAGAAUGAAGCUGGGGCCACUGGUUUGGGGAAAGCAAGGGGUGCAAAGAGAAAGCCUGAGGAGGGCGAGGCACUUGCUGUUGGUGAUGCUGAGGGCUCUCCAGCAAAGAAGAAGCAGAAGCAGGUGAAUGGAGGGAAGGGGCAAGGUCAGCAAGAAAAGCGGCAGGGGGAGCAGCAAGAGAGGCACGGGAAAGGACCUGGGAAGGACGUGAAGGGGCAUGCGGGUGCAGAGGUGCAAGCAGGCGCUGCAGCAGAGCAGCAGAGUGUUGGUGUGAAGGCACCGGGUGGAGUAGAAUGGGGAGGGGUGAGAGGCAGUGGGAAGGCCGAGUUAAAGAGGAAGCAGAAGGGUGCAGCAGGGAGUGCUGGUGUGUCCCCUGCUGCUGCAGUGAAACCUGUUGCUGCCUCUCCUGCGGCUGCUAUGAAGGCUGCUGCAGCUGCCGUGACUCUUGGUGCUAAAAAUCCAAAGACAGACCCAUAG